UUUUCUUGUUGCAAACCUCUCUCGCUUCUCACUCCGUAUUGUUAUCCCUCCAGAAAAGGGAGCCGUGAUCGGACGUAAAAUCGGCUACUGUGGGAAUAGCUGAGAUGGGUGCCUGCAAGCCGAGAAAGGCACGAUUUCACGUGUCCGUUUUAGAUGCUGGGUUUGCACCUCCGCUACCUUAAAUUGCACCGUGAUGUCAAAGUUAUGAUUAGGCUGUGAUAAGACGCUGGGUACAAUUGUUGUGAUCGCGAGGUAGCACAGAUGUCUUCAAUUCUUGCCUUUAAAAGUCCAGUUCGCAGCCCAUACAUAUUUUACAAUUGGUCUACAGUUUCUUUCAGAGUACUAUAUUACAAUGGCUUCUCAAGAGAGGAUCAGGCCUGUGAUAAAAGGAAGUGGAUUUUGGCAUGUUCCCACUGUGAAGGAAUAUAGCAAGGAAACGCAAGAGUUGUUAAAAGUGAUGAUGCAAGAAUCUAAGCUUACUUGUUUCCAGCAACGCCAUCUUGUAAAUUGCAUGAAACGCGGUGAUGCUUUACCCAUACACUGUUAUCCAACAUCCAGCAGAGAACCAGAGUUUCCGAAGCUUGUAUUACCAAAAGUUAUUUUGACCACCAGUCCCUUUGGCAGACCUCACCUCAGGCCUGCAGAGAUCUGUCGUGCAGGAAAUGCAUAUAUCAGAGAAAAAUUCAAGCCUCAAGCCACUCGAGACCUGGAGAAAGAGAAAGAAAGACUGCAAAACAUCUUAGCAACAGGAAAGGACAAAGUAGAAAAGAAAACUCGUCCAGUCAAGAUAGAAGAAACAGUACAAGAGAUGGACCGAUUCGAUGAAUUGGUGAAUGAAAUUCAAGAUCGACAAAAUUUCCUGGCAGAAAUGGAAGCUUUGGGACAGAGCAAAGUGUAUCAAGGAAUUAUCCAGACUGAAAUAUCACAGAUGCUCCGGGAGAUGGAGAUGAUAGACAAGCAGAGAACUGCAGAACUGAAAGGGGCAAUAGCCAAGUCUUUCAAUGUAAACAUCAAACAUGACAAUCCAAGCACAGGUCAAGUAGACCAAUAGUUCUCCCCACACUUACACCCAAGGAUUUAACUCCUUCACUCUUUUUCUGCUGACAUAAGUGAAUGUGAAGAAUAUCUUACCAGUACAGUUUUGACCACCUUGUGGCAAGUAUCUGUAGAAUAUAUUUAAUCUCCUAGGAAUACUGUAUGAAUCCUGAAAAGUAGGAAUAACUUGUUUCAACAUGUAAUGGCAGUUAAAAAAUGUGAUCCAGAAACAAAAGGGUUCAAAUGAAUCAUUGGGUUUACAUUCUUGCCUUGACAAAAAAAGAGAGAGAAAGGAUUUCCACAUAUUUCAUCUCUGGAAGACAGCAUCUGUGUUUCUAUCAUUUAUGUGCUCCUGCUUUUUAGAAUUAGAACUGUACAACUAUUAGAAUAGAUCAAAAAUAUUUAUGUUAUGAUUGUGCCAUCCACUGAUGCUGCUGCUUCCAGUCAAAACGGCUAUUUUUCACUCGUCAUAUAAAGUGUUAAGCAAACAGUGGUGACUGUUGUAUUGGACUAUGAAAGGGAAUCGGAAGGCUUUAGAUGGCACUUAUUUUUGAUGAAUGCUUCUUCAGUAAAAUUACAGACUUAGGACAUCUUCAUUAUGACUGUGACUAUUUAUUUACAUGUCUGUCACUUGUUAAAAGACUUAAUACCACAACAGCAAAUGGGUGGGUAGGAGUAAGGGAUGUUUUUCUCAUUGGUACACUUUUUGCUUUGGUCCAGCAGCUCCCUUUUGAUAGCUAUAUAUUAUUCAACUUGUAAAAAAAAUAAAAGUCUUAAGAAUUU
Molecule: messenger RNA, 1818 nt
Organism: Thamnophis sirtalis
Lineage: Eukaryota; Metazoa; Chordata; Lepidosauria; Squamata; Natricidae
Gene: CUNH22orf23
Product: chromosome unknown C22orf23 homolog
Source: RefSeq, a predicted model, not a curated record